AUGUCGAGCAAGCGAAUCGCAAAGGAACUGACCGAAGUCACCACGACCCCUCCCACGGGCAUGACCAUCACCCUCGCCCGCGACUCAGACCUCCACGCCUGGCACGUUGCCCUCACCGGCCCCGAAAACACCCCCUACGCAGGCGGCACCUUUGCCGUCCUUGUCGACCUCCCCAAAGACUACCCCUUCAAGGCCCCCGUCGUCAAGUUCGCCACCCGCAUCUACCACCCCAACAUCACAAACGAUGCCAACGGCAACAUCUGCCUCGGCAUGCUCAAAUCGGAAAACUGGAAGCCCGCCACCAAGCUUGCCGCCGUCCUCGAGGCCGUCCGCUCCCUCCUCGUCGAGCCCCUGCCCGACGACCCCCUCGAGGCCCGCAUCGCCGACGAGUUCAAAAAUAACCGCGCCGAGUUUGAGAAGAAUGCCAAGCAGUACGUCACGCGCUACGCAAAGGGCCCGGCUAGCUUUACCGCCUCUGAAGUGCCUGCCAAAUGA
Colletotrichum fioriniae is the source of this 495-nucleotide messenger RNA. RefSeq lists its product as uncharacterized. NCBI's taxonomy places the organism in Eukaryota, Fungi, Ascomycota, Sordariomycetes, Glomerellales, Glomerellaceae. The record is from RefSeq and is a predicted model, not a curated record.